Fundulus heteroclitus (mummichog) is the source of this 3202-nucleotide messenger RNA. RefSeq lists its product as uncharacterized. NCBI's taxonomy places the organism in Eukaryota, Metazoa, Chordata, Actinopteri, Cyprinodontiformes, Fundulidae. The record is from RefSeq and is a predicted model, not a curated record. The coding region runs from base 598 to 2967 and encodes 789 amino acids. The transcript has 22 exons.
AUUGAAAGCAGCAGCAGCAGCUCCUCCCUCUCUGCAGGUGCGCUUUACACCUGAACACUUUGUCUGACUGGUUUCCUUCGGCGCACAGUGUUGCAUAAAGGAUGGUGCGCCUCGCAGUUUUCCUCCUCCUGAUGUGGACGGGACCCCGGCUGGUAGGAGCCUUAGUCUGUCAGAGCUUCAUACAAACCGUGGACAUCAGUGAACCAGGUUUUCAGCUAUAAAAGCCCUCCGCUGUAACUCCUUAAUGCAGACGAGACGCACACAAUCCUGGUGUUUAUCUCAGGAUCAGGGCUUCCAGCUCUUCCUGCUUCCUGAUGGUCUGGAUCAGGAAGGAGCAUCUGCUGCAGAGGGACCCGUCCUUCAGAGAUGUUACAGGAAUGUCUUCAGUGACUCAUCAUCUUCGCCUCAGCUGAUCGACUGUCAACUCCUCUCUCUGCUGAGGAUAAAUUCAGCGACGGCAGCAGAGACGAUCAGACAGAGCAGCACCCAGCGAGCCGAGAGGCCAGCAGACAGACCCGUCAGAGAUCACCUGGAACAGCCUUCAUCAUCCUCAUCCUCCUGUAGAGGCUCCGUGUCAGCUGACUGGCCUCCGCCAACAUGCUCCGCCUCCUCUUCUACCUGUUUGCUGUGGUGGCGCUGGCAGGUGCUGCUCCACAGUAUGUUACCGUUUCCUCAGAGUUCGACAUCAGCUCAUGUCCCGUCACGUAUUUUGGACAGAAGUACGAACGUCUCUAUAUGAGUUUCACAAGUGAAAACUUUGUGAUCUGUUUCAACGGAUUCUACGACCCUCAGAGCAAAGGCAGCUGUUUGCUGGGACCAAAGGAGGAGGGCGCAGGGUUUGACAUUUUUGGGAAGGAUUCUGAAGUAGAACAACUGAUCCAUCAGAAUCUGCCAACCAUUACCAACAGCAUGGAAUGCUUUGUUAGCAUAUACACUUCUAAGAAUGGAUAUGGUGUAUUCAGCUUUGGAUCAGAAACUGCUCUAGGUGCGAGUCCAAACCCGAAUGAAUUGCAGGUUGAGGUUCUGCUGGAUGGUGUCAAAGUCACAUCACUCACUCUUAAAUACAACACUCGUACAUAUGCAGACCUGACUGGCUGCAGACACUCAGGUGUCGUUUAUAAACCAGGCGACACGGUGAGCUCUGAUCCUGAAACCUGUGUCACUCUCACCUGUUCUGAUGUCGCCGUCCUGCAGACAUCCAGCUGUGGGCCUCUGGAGCGUUGUCAAGGCAACGGCGUCUGCUCCUCUUUCUCCCCAUUGGGCUCCAGCUGCACUGUGACGGGUCCCGCUGUCAUCGGCUUCCAGGGCCAGCAGAGCUCUGUGAAGGAUCGCUGUUCCUACUCCCUGCUGAGGAUCCCAUCGGUCCCAGGAUUCCAGGUUCUGGCUCGCUUCCAGGAGCGGCGGCGUAGAGACGUGAGCUUCCUGGACAGCGUGACGCUGCGCCUGGACGGGCCGGGCGGUGACAUUCACCUGAAACAAGGAGGCAGGGUUCUGCUGGACGACUCGCCGCUGACCCUCAACAGCUCGGUUCAGACGGUUGGCGGUGUGAAGCUCUCUAAGGACCAAACUGGAGUCACCGCCAAGGUGUCGCUGUCCAACUUCACCGCUUCUGUCUUCUUUGACGGCUCCUCUGCACUGAUCCACCUGGAAGGACCUGCUGGACAUUCUCUGCAGGGUCUGUGUGGAAGCUCCAGCAGCUCUGUGAGUGAGGAGAGGCUCUCUGAGGACAGCUCCUCCAGCUGUGAGAUGCAGUACUCCGAUAGUAACGACAGCACCAUCGACUACACCAAGAUGACUGAACGCUGUAACCUCCUGAAGGAGGCGCCCUUCUCCUCCUGUCGCAUCGACCCAGAGCCCUUCAUCACCGCCUGCACACACACUUUGUGCAGCUAUCCUGAUCUGGACGGCCUCAGGUGUCAGUUCCUGGAGGCCUACGCCAGAGCCUGCAGCCUGGAGAGCAACGGCACACUGGAGGACUGGAGGUCCAAGGCUGAGUGCUCGCCCCCUGGGGCCUUCUGCCAGGACAGGACCUGCAGCGAUCAUGAGUUCUGUGGAGAGAAGAGUGCUGGUGGAGAAAGUCGCUGCUUCUGUCGGGCCAUUUUUGCCUCCAAGUACAGAGAGAUCAAGUCUUUCGGUGAUCCAGCCAUCUGCAGCCAGAACUCUGCUUCUCUCACUCUGGUGGGUUGUCUCCUGGAGGACGAAGGUCUCGACUACUCUGCCUUGCAGCUCAAAGAGCCGACCUGCAAAGGUCAGAUAGAUGAGCGGACCCACAUGGUGACUUUCAGCUUCAACAGCACCAACCUCUGUGGGACAGAGGUCACGACCAACAACAGCCAAACCAUCUACAGGAACACCAUCAUGUCACAGAACCUCUCUUCUGACGGCAUUACUCGCCAAGACCAGGUCUACAUCGACUUUUCCUGCAUUGAGACCCCGCCAGACACAGAGACGGUGGCUUUCAGAAUCAAAGACAGCGCUGUGGUUCAUGUCAUCUCAUCCGGACCUUGGAAUUACUCUCUGACCAUGAAGACCUUCACGGACGCCGGCCGGACACAAGCUGUGGAUUUGAACACCGAGGUACGGCUGAACCAGAAGAUCUGGGUGGAGCUGGACACGGACGGCCUGGAUGAAGACCUGGUUGCAGUGGUAACCGACUCGUGUUGGGCGACAGACCGAGUGUCCCCCACUGCUGGACGUAGAUAUUACCUGAUCAAGAACGGCUGUCCAAACUCUGAGGACCAGACGGUGAAGGUGGAGGGAAACGGAGAGGGAACCUCCAACUUCUUCUCCUUCAACAUGUUCCAGUUCUCUGGGAGCUCUGCUGAAGUCUACCUGCACUGUAAACUGCAGCUGUGUGUCAAACAGGGGAAUGUCUGCAUCCCGACGUGUGACGGAGCUCGGAGACACAGAUCAGUCAGGUCCAGACCUGGAGCUUCUGCCUUCAUCAGCAUGGCCUGGACCACCUAGGUUAUUUUGACCUGGACAGACUGACGGGCUGCAGACGUUUGAUUGGUUCUGAUCCAGAGCCUGGAUGUGUGGAGGUUGACUCAAACAGCCGCAGCGAGCUUCUGUUGGAGAGGAAGAGAGGACAGACCUGUCAUCUUUGUCAUGAGUCCACAGCUGAUGUUUUCAUCUCUUAUGAAUGACUGGGUGUUUUAGGGCUACAGGUGAUAAUUAAAGGGAAAUUAAAGGGCUUUCAGAU